Chlamydomonas reinhardtii is the source of this 1901-nucleotide messenger RNA. RefSeq lists its product as uncharacterized. Bases 150 to 929 code for a protein of 259 amino acids. The record is from RefSeq and is a predicted model, not a curated record. NCBI's taxonomy places the organism in Eukaryota, Viridiplantae, Chlorophyta, Chlorophyceae, Chlamydomonadales, Chlamydomonadaceae. The transcript is spliced from 2 exons. Gene Ontology annotation, molecular function: nucleic acid binding.
AUAUCCAAACAUAAGUAUCAAAUUGUACAAAACAUAACUGCUUGAUUAGACCAGAGUCCGGCUCUUCGUCGGGAAAGGCACUUGCCUUGACCCAGGGGCUCUUGGCCCGUGGCGAGUAGCUAGAUCUACAUUAUAGAACGAUAGGAAGAAUGUCAGACGGUCGCCUCGACGCGACGCUGGACCAGCUUAUUGAGUCUCAAAGCUAUGGAAAGGCGCCGCGUACUGGAGGGCCCAUCGGCUUGUCCGGGCAACGAGUGCAGCCAUACGGCGGGCGUGGCGGAGCGGGCGGAGGCGGAGGAGGCGCGCCGCGGGGCGCACCCCGCGGACCGCCGCAGGGCGGCGCACGAAUCAGCGAGACGCUAGACGACACUGCCACGCCUCAGAAUGCCAUUAAAGUGGGCGGGAACCAGGACGCCAAGGACAUUGCACACCGCAUCUGCGAGUCGUGCCGCGUGGGGGACCCGCCCGCGCUGCUGACCAUCGGCGGGCAGUCCAUCAACCAGGCCGUGAAGGCCAUCGCCAUCGCGCGGGCAGACCUGUGCAAGGAGGGCCUGCAGCUGAGCUUCCAGCCAGCCUUCCGCCACACGGACCGCACCAAGCCGCUCAUCGCCUUCUACGUUGCCAAGGAGCGCGCGCCGCGGCAGCAGAUCACGCAGGGCGACGACGUGACGCUGACGGUCGCGUCCGGGUCAAAGAUUGUGCCCGUCGCGGGCGCCAUCGCGGGCAAAAUUCGUGAGAACCUCAAAAUCUCACUGCUGGCCAUCGGCGUGGACGCCGUCACGAACGCGGUGCUUGCGGUGGGCAACGCGCGCCUGUUCCUUGAGCAGGACAACUACGACAUCCGGGUAGAACCCGAGUUUGAGAAGGUGGAGAAGAACGGGCAGGUCAUGACGAGCAUGAAGCUGUCGCUCGUGGCGGAGGCGUUGUAGUGACCCUCACCGAGUGGCUGCUGGGCGGGCCUGGUCCGCCUUGGCUUGGCUUGGCUCGGUCGGCUGUGGCCGCCGAGUCCCAGCCGCUGUGGCUGGGGUGGCUGGCGUGCUGGGCCGAUGUGACUAGCUGCGGUGGCGACGGGCGCUGGUGUAGCGGUGCUGCCGCAGCGGUGGACACAGCUGAGCCCAGCGGCCUUGGUGCUGGGUUCGAUGCGUGCGCGUGUAUGUGUGUGUGUGUGCCUGGUUUUGGCAAGGUGUACUACAAAGGAGAUAACUAUGGAUUUGUUGGUGCUGUGCGUGUGGGCGUGAGCUGUAUCUGGCUUUUUGCGCCUUUUCGCAUUCUUUCUUCGCAUAACUCCGCCUAUUCUCCUGCAUGUGCUGACGAGGGGGCUGUGGGCAGCGCCCAGAGGGCGCCCCGUGCUCAGACACGUACAUGGCUUCGCGCGCACAAUGCUAGGGAAGGCAUUUGCAUGGACUCCGGUCAACACUACUCAGAGGGGGUCAUACUAGAUCAGGUGCACGAGGGGAAGACGUGCGUGAUAGAUGCAGCGUGUGGAGCGGCAGAUUUACAGUCUGCUCCCUUUGGCCGGGGUAGGAUACAUAGGGGGCCACACGGUGCACAAUGACUUGCUUCUCUCUCGCUACAUGCUAUCGAGGUGACGCUCUUGCGGUCACAACUGACUGUGACUUGUGUGGUGAAGGUGAGGCGGCUUUGCAUACAGUUGGGGUGUGCUUGCACGUGUAGGGCCUUCACAACACUGACGAGUGACCCGGACUUGACUUUAAUCCAGAUUACCAGACUAGGCUAAUGACCGGCUUUCCAAUCCGGUCUGCAUGGGAAUCCACAAUCGUGGUCAAAUGGCCGGAGGCACGCAGCCGUGCUGCUGCUGGGGCUGCGGUCGGCGGCGAGGGGUGGGGAAAGCUCCAGUUUCCCGUCCCACCCCUCCAUGUAGUAUGUAAAAGAGACCCGCG